AUGUCUGGAGAACCCGGCAAGCGGCCCAAGGCUGCGUCGCGAAAGACUUCCCUUGACUCGAACCCACCAGGGGACCAAUACGUUGAGUUUGUCAAUGCGGAAAAUGAAAUCCCGUCAAAUGGUGCUGGGAGGCUUUCGGCAGGACGGGGAGCCAUCUUGGCCAAUGCUGCCAGAGAGUUGCAGGAUGUCGCUGCUAGGCAAUCAGUUGGCCAUACGAGCAACAGGCCCCAACCACCACAUCUGGGGACGCGAAGAUCUCGACAAUAUGAAGAACCAGCCGUCCCGCAAACGUGGGCAAUAGGAUCUAAGGGCAAGCAGCAUCAUCGACAAAUGCCCGCUCCUAAGAUGGUAGCACCGACUCAAUCUGGCACAGGUGAUGGCUAUACUUAUAGUUCAUAUAAGCGGCCGCCUUUAUUCACGCAGGCCCCCAAGAAUAAGGUCCAUCGGCCAAAGUCCCCUACUGAUGGGCACAGUCAAUUCCUAACAAGAACGUUGGAUAUGUUCAACAGCCGUAACGAGCCGCCUGCAGUGGAAAUAGGUCCAAACCACGAAAUAGACAUGCCACCGACUCAGUACAUGGCCCAGGAACCACCCUUCAGCGUGAAUGAUGGUGGAAUCUCAAAUCAUGGUCACGGGGGUGGAUUGGCAGUCUACGAACCAUAUAACCCAGCCUUACAUCCUUACCCGCCCCCUGACCCCCAGGGGUAUGGAUCUGGAGUACCGCAUAGAGGUAAGGGUACCAUCGACUUCUCCUUCUGA
Molecule: messenger RNA, 759 nt
Organism: Aspergillus welwitschiae
Lineage: Eukaryota; Fungi; Ascomycota; Eurotiomycetes; Eurotiales; Aspergillaceae
Exons: 2
Coding region: 1-759 (252 amino acids)
Source: RefSeq, a predicted model, not a curated record